Molecule: messenger RNA, 1905 nt
Organism: Sciurus carolinensis (gray squirrel)
Lineage: Eukaryota; Metazoa; Chordata; Mammalia; Rodentia; Sciuridae
Gene: Spacdr
Product: sperm acrosome developmental regulator
Exons: 3
Coding region: 1047-1670 (207 amino acids)
Source: RefSeq, a predicted model, not a curated record
GCCAGUGGUUCGGGUCCUGGGAAGGGGCAGACAGGCCAGGCAGAGGAGUGGGGUGGGGGGCGGUGUCUGCCCACGUGCUGUGGGGGGAGAGAAACAAUGAGGCCUUUGGUGUUUGUGCAGGAUCCACCCCCAGCUUCCCAGCGUGUCCCCUCUGCGGGCUGGAUCCGGGUGGCUGCUUGGGGGUGGAGCAGGGGGCCCUGAAUGGGCCCCUUGUCUCAAGGCUGGGUGUGGGCCAGGCUCCCCGGGCACACGGUGCCCUCACCAGGCCUGGCUGGCCGCCGUGGCUUCCACCCCCAGCUGGCUGAGGACAGGCCCUGUGGGUGAGCAGGCCCCUCCCUGGCAGCCUGGGCUUGGGUCCCAGGCAGAAAUCAGCAGCCAGGGAGAAAGACCCCAUCUAGUGGGGAAGUGGAGAAGCAGCAGCCACAGCUUGGGGGGACCCUGGGAGGAGCGGCAGGAGACCCUGACCAGAGGGGAUCUGUGUGGGGAAGCCGGCACUCCAGGGCCCACCUGGGUUGGGCCCCUUGUCUACCUCCUGAGAUUUACAAUCUCAGACAAAUUCUCCAGAUUUUCUGACUCUCGGAUUUCUCCUGGGUACCAAGUGGCGCUGACAGUCACAUCAAUCUUGAAGGGCCGGCGUGAGGAUCACAUGGCACAGUGCAUGGAAAAUGCCUAGCACAUAGCAGGCACUCAAUCAAUGUCACUUUCCUUUCCCUGGAUCUGGAGCAAGAAGGGUUCAGGCCAGAAGCAAGGGGCUCCAUGGGUCCUGGAAGGGCCUCGGGGGUUGGGACCAGGGCCAGAUGGCUCUCACAAUGGACUAGAACUCUCUGUCACCCUAGGUUCUUGUGCACUUUGACUCCUCUCCCUGUCCCAGGGAGGGGAGGAAGGACCUGGGAUGAGUUGCUGAAGGGAGCUUUGCCCCUAGAUUUCCUAUUCCUUCCUUCCCUGCUGAGCUGGAGACUCUUCAGCUCUUACAAGACCCCUAUGGUGGCAGCCAGUGACCUGCAGCCCCAAAUGCUGGCUCUGUCCCUACUUCCGGUUCAGGAAAGAUGGCUGUGAUCAUGAGGUUCUUCGUAUGGAUCAGACGGGUUUGGCAGAAAGUGACCUGUUGGGUUCUCCGGUGGAGACACAGAGCUAAGCCAACCAUCUUGGAAUCCACUUGCUCCAAGAAACAGGCACUGAAGGUGAUGGAGAAGCCUCCCAAGGAGAUUGAGACUGUCAAGUUGAUCGAACUCCCCAAAGAGGCUAAGGUCCCCACUCGGGAGAAGCCCUCUGAGGUGGCCGAGACCUAUGUGUUGGCGAAUACCAUGGAUGAGACCGAGAUGGAGCUGGGCCGUGAGUCUCGCUCCCUGCUGCGACUGCCCCAGACAGCUGUCCAGUCGGUCUCCACGCUCAUGUUGUCCGCGCUGCAGAGUGGCUGGCAGAUGUGCAAGUGGAAGUCAUCUGUGAGUUCAACCUCAGUGACCUCCCAGCUAAGGAGACAGUCCCCCCUGGAGACCCCGGAGGCUGAGAUGCUGCGGGAAGUGUACCUAGUGCUCUGGGCCAUUCGGAAACAACUUCGGCAGCUGGCCCGCAGGCAGGAGAGGCGCAGACGCCACCACAUCAGGACCCACUGUUCUUCCCAGCUUGACCCAGUGCAGGGCCUAAAGCAGGAUGCCCGAAGUCCCCUCUAGGGGGAAACCUCAGAACCUCAGAAAGGCCCCGCCCGUCUCUUAGGCAAGGUUGCUAGGAGGGGUCAGGGCAGCAGGCCAGAAGUUAUGGAUGAGGAGACGUUUUCCAUACUGUCACCUCUCAUCUCAACGGGAACCCAAGGCCAGGCCUGGGGCCCCACACGUUCCCCUUUAUUGUGUUUAUUCAAUUUGUAAAAAAAAAAAAUUUAUCAAAAUAUUGAGAAAUAAAUAUCAAAUA